AUGGCAGAUUCGGCAAAGCAAGACCUGCUGUUUCAGAUCUCUGCCUGGAGGCGGAACAGGGAAACCAGGGUUUUGGCCACUUCCUCGGUAGAGGACGAUCCGAGCAGGCAGCUUGGCAGGCUGAAUAAGUGUAGUGUGACCUUGAAUGAGCUCCACUGCGAGGAAGUUGUCCUGAGAGGAAAUAUUCAAAAGUCAAAAAAUAUCCAGGAUGGUGGCAUAGCUAUAGCCAGAAGCGCAGAAUGGAUCCUGGCUUGCCUGCAGAAAAAGCGGCGCCGAGCCCUUAGCAUCACAGAAGAGUUGAAUGGCAUUUGUACCCUGCUCACAGCAGACUUCCAAGAGGAGGCUUUCCUUAACUUUGGCAAAAUCAUUGAGACCAAAUUUAACAACAGGGACCAAAAUAACAACAACAACAACAACAACAAAAUCAACGUUACUGACACUGACAACUUCAUCAGCGCAGCUGGCAAUAGCACCUCCAACAAUUCAAGAAACAGCCAUGCAUGCAAAGCAGACUCAGGGACAGAGAUCGCUAUUGUUCUGGAUGGAUCAGGAAGCAUCGAGCCUGAGGAUUUUGAAAGAGCCAAGGGUUUCAUCUUCAACAUGAUGACGUCAUUCUGGAGGAAAUGCCCAGAGGUUACGUUUGCUGUGGUACAGUAUGGAGCAGAGAUCCGAACUGAAUUUGACCUGCAGGAAAGCAGCAACAAGCCCAGUGCUCUCUCCAAGGUCCAUAACAUAACACAGCUGGGCUCUGUGACCAAGACUGCAUCUGCCCUGCAGCACGUGCUAGAUGAGAUCUUCAAUGAAAGCUGCGGUUCGGUCAAGGACGCUCACAGGAUGAUCCUUGUCAUGACCGAUGGGGAGAUCUUUUUGGACCCACUGAACUUAACGGAUGUGAUGAGCUCCCUGAAAAUGGCCACGAUCGAACGUUACGCCCUGGGGAUCGGCGAUGUCUUCAGCAAGCAAAGGGCCCUGAAAGAGCUGCAGCUUAUCGCCUCGGACCCCGAUGAAGAUUACUUGUUCAAGCUGCCUGACUAUGAAGCCUUGGAUGGCUUCCUGUCGGUGCUGGAGAGAAAUAUUUUGGGUACCUCAGCGGCAUAUCUUCCAGAGGCAGGAUCUGGCUAUGAAAACCAUAACUGCAACAAUAACAACAUCCUGGAGGAUGAUGACGAUGACUCAUACUCAGGGACAGAGAUCGCCAUUGUUCUGGAUGGAUCAGGGAGCAUCGAUCCUAAGGAUUUUGAAAGAGCCAAGGCUUUCAUCUACAACAUGAUGAAAGCGUUCUAUGAGAAGUGCUUUGAGUGUGAUUUUGCCCUGGUGCAGUAUGGAUUUGAAAUCAGAACUGAGUUUAACCUGCGGGACAGUUGGAACGCUAACGCUACCCUCCAGAAGGUUCAGAACAUCACCCAGUUGUCUUCGGUGACCAGAACAGCAUCUGCCAUCCAACACGUGCUGGAUUCUAUCUUCAUUGAGAGCCAGGGGUCCCAGAAAAAUGCUGCUAAAAUCAUGGUUGUGCUGACAGAUGGGGAAAUAUUCCAGGAUCCAAUGAAUUUAACAACAGUGAUAAAUUCACCCAAAAUGGCAAGAAUUGACCGUUAUGCCAUUGGGGUGGGAGAAGCAUUUAACAAGCCCAAGGCCCUAAAUGAGUUGAAGCUGAUUGCCUCUGAUCCAGAUGAAAGUCAUUUAUUCCGGGUGACCAACUAUUCAGCUUUAGAUGGGCUCCUUUCAACCCUGCAGCAGAAAAUCAUUGCGAUAGAAGGCACGGCAGGCGAUAUUAUAGAAUAUGAGCUGGCGCAAACUGGUUUCAGCGCACAGAUCGUGGACAAGCAGCACAUACUGGUUGGAACUGUGGGGGCCUAUGACUGGUCCGGUGGAGUUCUGCUGUACGAUUGGGUAACCAAGGCGGCCACUUUCCUGAACGAAUCUAAAGAAGCAAAAGAAGCAAAAUGCGGCUACCUAGGGUACAGCGUGGCUGUGGUGAAUGCACAAGACGGUGCCUGGUAUGUUGCUGGAGCUCCAAAGCACAGCAUGACAGGGAAAGUGCUGGUGUUUAAGAAAGAUGGCUCAAAGCAAAUCCUACAAGGAGAUCAGGUUGGGUCUUAUUUUGGCUCUGAACUCUGCUCUGUGGACGUGAACCAGGAUGGGGAGACAGACUACCUUCUUGUGGGAGCCCCGCUUUAUCACAUCUAUGGGGAAGAAGGAAGAGUUUAUGUGUAUCGGCUUCAGAAUGGUUACUUCUCCUGGGUGGGACACUUAAGUGUCCAGACACCAUCUCCUUUUGCAAGGUUUGGGUUUACUGUGGCCAGCAUUGGGGACAUCAGUAGGGAUGGAUAUGCGGACAUUGCAGUUGGAGCCCCCCUUGAGGAUCGACUUUUGGAUUCUUCUACCUUUGGCAGCAUUUACAUCUAUAAUGGUGAUAAGAGUGGGAUCAGGAGCACCUUUUCUCAGAGGAUAAGAGCAGCUGAAGUUGCUCCAGGCCUCCAAUAUUUUGGACAGUCCAUUGAUGGUGGUUUUGACUUCACUGAUGAUGGUCUCAUAGAUAUAUCAGUGGGAUCGUUUGGAAAUGUAACUGUGCUCCGCUCCAGACCAAUUGUCAGAUUUAAUGUCACUAUGAGAUUCACCCCGGAGGGAAUAUUCGUUUUCCAUAACAAUAGCAUCAUUACUGCAGAACUGUGCUUUAAUAUGAGCUCACCUUUAGAAGCAUCCCCACAAGAGAUUUGGCACUUAUCCAUUCGCUACACUGUGGACUUGGAUGUGAGGAUGAAGAAGAAGAGAGCCCAUUUUGAGGAUCAGAAAUCCACACUGAGCCAAGAAAAGCAGGCCAAUGGACCUGUGUGUGCUGAGCUGCUGCUCAACAUACUGCCGUGUGAUUAUGACUGUUUCUCUAGCAUUACUCUCAAAGUCAGCUACCAGCUCUCUAAUAGCAAUGAGAACAUGGAUCAUCCAGCUCCCACGCUUGAUAAAUACCAGGAACCUGAGGCAUAUUUUCAGCUGCCUUACAAGAAGGACUGUAAUAACAAAGCCAUCUGUGCUGCGAACCUAACCUUGAGAAGUCACACUCAGAAGAAAUUAGUGGUGGGGGACACCAAGGAGCUGACCAUGGACAUUUCUCUAGUUAACAGCGGAGAUGACUCCUACAUGACAACCUUGGUCUUGAAAUACCCUAGAAAUCUACAGUUUAAAAAGAUGAUCCCAGAGCCAUCCUCUACUGUGAUUCAUUGCGAUCAGCCAAAACCAUCUGCACAUUUACUCUCGUCCAUGGGCUGCAAGAUUGGACACCCAAUAUUCAAAAAAACAACGGCACAUUUCUCAGUGAUUUGGCAAUUAGAUGAAGCUUUAUUUCCAGAUCAGACUGCGAACAUCACUAUUAACGUCACAAAUGUAAAUGAAAAUAGCACUGCUUUGAUUGAAGAACACAUACUUGAUGUCAGAUAUGCUUUGACUGCAGUUCUUACCAAGCCAACUCCAGUAGUAUAUGUGAAUGUUAGUCAAGGACACUCUGAGACCAAAGCGUUCCAGUUUAAUAUCAAUGGGGAAAACCGCUUUGGCGCUCAAAUUGAUUUAGAGAUUUUGGUUCCUAUCUGCAUACAAGGUCAUCCUAUUACAAAAAUGAAAAAUGUAACAGGAACACAGGUAUUUUUAUUUUAUUUUUUUAAACUUUUUCAAUGUGCGAUUCCUCUUCCACAGACUUUCCGGAGAGCAGGUUUAGACCCUAAUACAACAGUCUGCACAAACUGGAAGGAUUUGGAAUAUCAUCCUCAAUUCUGUACUGGAAAGACCAAAGUACAGGCCAGCAAAGGGCAGUACCAACAUGUGCACUGUGCUAUCACAUCCGACAGAGAGAAUGUUACUGUGAUAGCUGAGUUGCCUUUAAUUGAUUCUCAGCAGUUCUUAAAAGACAGAACUGAUCUUCUGGUCAUUGGGGAAAUCACCUUCAACAAACAUCUAUAUGAGGGCCUGAAGGAAGAGAACCACAAAGCUGAGAUCACUGUCGUCUUGUUGAAAACACAAGUAAUCAAUACCUUGCCUGUUGUCGUAGGAAGCUCUGUUGGUGGAUUUUUGCUGUUGGCUUUCAUUAUUUUCAUCCUUUUUAAGUGUGGCUUUUUCAAAAGAAACUAUAAAAAUAUGAUGGAGGAGCAACAUGAUUCCUGAGGAUCAGGCUGACUAGAGCAGGAUUCUGUACAGGAAUUGCACACUCUUCCUGAGAGCUCCAAUAUCAAAGACCAGCCAGAAGCAAAGCAAUUCAGUCUGUGAGCUGGGAUGGAUCUGAGGGUCCUGAAUUUUGAGACUGCCAUGGUUUGCUCCUGGUUUAAUUUAGGGAUUUUGCACUCUCGUAUGACCCAGCCACCUGCUUGUGCAGCUAGCUUGGAUUUGCUGACUACUUGUCAAAAUUGGACUUUCCUAGAUUAAUAAACCACAGAAUCCUCAUUUCAGAUUUUGCCUAAAUGUAAAUAUGCUGGAGACAAUUUAGUUUGGAUUGUGUGUAAUUUAUGCAUUGUUAUCGCAUUCUUUGUUGUUUUGAUGCCGAGUUGGUUUUAAAUGGACUUUAAUAGCAUACAGCCUCAAACGAGUUUGAAAAUAGAAGUGGUUGAAUGGAGGCUCCACUCUGCUCAUUGCGAGUGAAGUUGGCAAAGCACCUCUGAUGCAUGCACGCUUGUACUUGUUUGAUUUAACACAGCAGGGCAGGCUCGUUGCUCUCAGCCAUUAUUCUGUUAGUGGGAUGUGUGGAUUCUUGCCGAUUGGAAACAUAAGUGUGUACAGAGGUGACCAUGUAAACAAGCAGAAUGGUUAUAGGAGAAAGACUCUCCUCCCCACACCCAGAACAAAGAAGGUUCUUGUAUGGCCUAGUAACCCAAAAUGCUUUUGUGUUUUCCAUUGGGAUCUCCAGAGUCCCAUGAGAACAAAAGGUUAAAAAUCAGAUUCAUGCCUUUCAGUUCUGGGUUAAUUGUUUUCAAAUUCUGAUUAGGUCACAAGUAAAAAUGAGUUUGUUAGGUCUCAUACUAGGUCCUGAUGGACUAUUUCCACAUCAGAAAUCACUACACCAUGGUGGCAUGACUGGCGAUGCCUGCUCAGAAGAGUACAAGAACUAGAAUGGUAGCAGUGUUCCAGGUCUUGAGUCACUGGCAAAUCUGGAGUUGAACAGAGCAAGAUUGUUGCAGGUCAGGAUUGUGAUUUAUUGCAUAGCAAUGUGGAGUCCCAAGACUGGAAUAGCAGGUCAGAGGUAAUUGCAUUUACAGAGCAGUGUGCGUGGGAAGUUUGCUUAACAACUGCCUGUCCUGUGGUUGGCUCUAGCCAGCACCUCAGUCCUUGUCUUUUCUGAGCACUAAAAUGACCACUGACCUCAAACAUUUUUUUGAAAGCAAAAAUACCUUUAAAUAUUUCCACAUUUGGCUGUAGUUGUCCCUAACUGUGUAGUUUGCUGUUUUAUUUCUGUCACAUUUACUUAACCUAAAACCACUGAAACUUGAGUGUGUUCGCUUGAAACUGACAGAAUUAACCUAGAUGGGGGGAGGGAUAGCUCAGUGGUUUGAGCAUUGGCGUGCUAAACCCAG
Molecule: messenger RNA, 5549 nt
Organism: Terrapene triunguis (Three-toed box turtle)
Lineage: Eukaryota; Metazoa; Chordata; Testudines; Emydidae
Gene: ITGAE
Product: integrin subunit alpha E
Exons: 35
Coding region: 1-4149 (1382 amino acids)
Biological process (GO): cell adhesion mediated by integrin; cell-matrix adhesion; cell-cell adhesion
Cellular component (GO): external side of plasma membrane; integrin complex
Molecular function (GO): integrin binding
Source: RefSeq, a predicted model, not a curated record